UGUCCAUACGAAUGCAACAUCACAUCCGAAGGAUCAGUUCGUGCCACUGGCGAUGCACUUUUCAAAGCCCAACGAGGUCGCACCGCUCGCUUUGAGGUUUCCCUCAACGAUGCGACUCGUGGUGAACUUGACGUUUUAGUGUCAGAUCCUAACGGUGGUCCAUUGCCAGUGCGAUGUUACCGACAGCAGGAUGACAGUUAUUGGGUUGAGUUCACUCCUGAACAAACUGGAACGCAUAAUAUCGAAGUAACAUUUGGUGACGUCCCUGUCAUCGGUUCACCAUUCAAAUGUGAGGUGGUAGAUCCUAAGAAAGUUCGCGUCAAAGGCCUCUCAGACGCUUUACUUCUUCGUCAUGCUACUGUAGUCAACGUUGAUCGCCGACAAGCGGGAACGGGUGAUCUCAGUGUCGAAGUGACCGAUCCGUCUGGAGCACCUCUGAAAGUGGAAAUGUUGAAAUCUCCCGGAGGAGAGGAUCGGGCGACUUUCCUGCCAAAUCAAACGGGACCCCACAAAGUGAACGUGAAAGUGGCUGGAUUCCAGAUCCCUGGUAAGUUACCGAGUCGAGCAUCUGUCGUGAUAUCUUGUAUCACAUCAAUGCCAAAAAUUCUGAUGGAGCCGUCAUACUUCGCCGAAAAAAGGCCCAAAAAGCCUAAAAGCGCCCAAGAAAGCCCAAAAACGCCCAAAAAAGCCCAAAGGCGCCGAAAACAGCCUAGAAGCACCCAAAAAAGCCCAGAAGCGCCAGAAAGGCAGAACGUUCUGCUUCAUCCGGCUUUGAACUUUUAGUA
Messenger RNA from Cylicostephanus goldi, 785 nucleotides. The record is from the annotation of a GenBank genome assembly. NCBI's taxonomy places the organism in Eukaryota, Metazoa, Nematoda, Chromadorea, Rhabditida, Strongylidae.